Molecule: messenger RNA, 1679 nt
Organism: Coccomyxa subellipsoidea C-169
Lineage: Eukaryota; Viridiplantae; Chlorophyta; Trebouxiophyceae; Coccomyxaceae
Exons: 8
Coding region: 364-1266 (300 amino acids)
Cellular component (GO): nucleus
Molecular function (GO): DNA binding
Source: RefSeq, a predicted model, not a curated record
CACGGAAGCACCUGGUAGGAAAGGCAGGAUGCAAAGACAGCCCUGGCUCGGUCAUGAUAACUGAGAGCCCCCUGUACAUCUUGCCAUCAAUGUUCGCUGCCCAGAUUAAGUCGUGAUGGGCCAAACUUCAGCUCUGCAAACUUCCAUGCUCUCGAGAAACAUAGUGUUUCAGGGGCUAGUUUCUUCGAAGCCCAUUCGUUGUAAGGCUGCCAUAAAGUCCGGUCCCAUUCGCUCUGGCACUGCCACCAUGGGAUUCGGGUAGAUCAAUUCUGGGUGUUGGUAGACAGAUCUUCAGUUGUUUUCAACACAGACGUGUAAGGCUUCUGCGUUCCCAGUAACUUGCAGUGGGUGCUCCUAAAGGCGAUGGUACGCAAGAAGAAGAAAAGAGAAGCAGAGCAGGUGCCAUGGUGCUACUAUUGUGACAGAAUAUUCUCAGAUGAGAGCACUCUCAUCCAACACCAGAAGGCGAAGCACUUCAAGUGCACCACAUGCCACAGGAAGCUGACCAGCGCCAGUGGCCUGCGGGUGCAUUGCCAUCAGGUGCACCGAUUCACUCUUGACAAAGUCCCUGCUGCCAUACCUGGCAAGGACAGCAUAGAUCUGGAGGUGUUUGGCAUGUCUGGAGUGCCAGAGGGAGCCAGCCCAGGAAUACUCACCCCGGAAGAGGAUGAGCCCGCCAGCAAGGCGGCCAAAGUGGAUGCACCGGGUCCCACGGCACCGCUGCAGCCGCCGCAGCCGCAUCACCCACCCUUCAACGGCGGGCUGCCGAUCAUGCCGCCGCGACCGCUGCUGCCGCCACCCAUGCGGCCGCCGCUGAUGGCGACACCGGGGUUCCCUUUUGGGAUCCCCCCCUCUGCCGGCCACCCAGGCCCCUACCCGGGAGUGGCACCCCCCUGGCCGCCGCCGCCCUUCCUGCACGGUCUGCCUCCGCAGCCGACAGGGCCCCUGCAGCAAGUGCCGGCCUUUCCGAUUGGCUCGGCACAUGCUGCCAGCUCGCCGGCGCCGCUCUUCCCCAUAGCAACAGGUGCCGAGACUCCUGCCUCACAAGGGCCGGUGAACCUUGAUGUCAGCGCAAGUGCGCGCAGCGUGCCGGGCUCUCAGCCACCGCCGGGCCUGACACCCGUUGACCAGCAUCAAUCUCCAGCCGCCCCACUCAUCUCCCAACCCAGCAGCAUUGAUGGAGUCUCUACUCAUGACAUCUCUGCGGAAGAAUUGCGCGCUCGGCAUCCCAGAUACACUGCAAGAGUGUCUGUGCCCCAAACCUGAAGCUGAAAAAUUGCAUGUGGCACCAUUGAGGCACCUGCGUCUGGGCCAGUCUUGUGUUUUGGAUGUGCUUGGGAGGGGUUGCUGAAAUAAGAGUCGAGAGAUGCAAGAACGUACAAGGCAGUGCGAGCGCCAAAGUAGGGAAAAAGGGCUGCCUCGCGGUGUAUAUGCUGUGUCAGUGCUGUGCUAGUAUAGUGUGCACCUCCGGCUCAGGAUCAUGAAAACCCAUGUUGCAGACCACAUUGGAUUGUAAGCUUGUCUCUCGUUGUCUAGUAGAUUCUUGGGUUGCCAUCUGCAUGCCCAAGAAGUGGUUGCAAAUUGUGCAAAUUUUGGUCUUGCUUUCAAGUUGAGUUUGCUGGUCAAAGAAUGUGUUUACGGAUACUUGCCUGCAUUGUAAUGCGCAUUUCAAGCGCCUC